Podarcis muralis (Common wall lizard) is the source of this 4982-nucleotide messenger RNA. It is a transcript of the gene TDRP, whose product is annotated as testis development related protein. Lineage: Eukaryota; Metazoa; Chordata; Lepidosauria; Squamata; Lacertidae. The record is from RefSeq and is a predicted model, not a curated record. Gene Ontology annotation, biological process: spermatogenesis. Gene Ontology annotation, cellular component: nucleus; cytosol.
CCUCCCAUCCUCUCCCCUCAACUCUCAAACAGCGGCGCCCUCUCAGGCUGAGGAGCUCCUACCGCCUCUCCUUCCCCACCGGAGAGGAGGAAGGGGAGGCGUGGCCGUGGGGGUGGGGGGUCAGGACUCAGCCCCACACUCGGUGCCUCCUCCAAACCCCUCAUUCCGGCAUCGGGGCUCCUUCCGGACCUCACCACGGAAAACGCGUUUUGUUUCGGGCUCUUUGGCUCCCCCUGAGAAUAAAUAAGACCAGAGUCGCCUGUCCGCUACACCUCUUCCUCCUCCCCUCCCCUCCCCCUCCCCACAUCCCUCUCUUCUCCUCGCCACCCUCUAAUAAUGUGGAAACUCAACAAGAGCGGCAAAGUUCUCCUGGAUGAUUCUCCGGAGGAAGAAGAGAGCCAGUCCCCACCUCCAGCGACACCAGCAGCUACCUUCUCAGCACAGGUUCAAGGAGCAGGUUUUCGAGGUUGGAAGGAAGUAACAUCCAUAUUUAAUAAGGAUGAUGAACAACAGUUACUUACAGGAUGUAAAUCUCCAAAAUCUAAAGGAACAAGCUUAAAAUUAAAAGAGGAUGUGAAAUCCGAAAAGAAAGCUGGAUUUUGGGACAGUUUGGUGAUAAAACAGAACAUCCAGUCCAGGAAGCCAGAUGAAAUUGAAGGAUGGGAGCCACCACAGAUCCCUGCCAGUGAUAACCUCAGCGACGCAGGAAGUACUCUGAGUGACUAUCCAUCUUGGUCAGGUUGGGAAGACGAAACCAAAGGCUCCACAAAAUACACCAACCUGGCAAGCUCAGGAAAUACGUCAAGAUGGAGCAUCAGAUCAGCUGGAAGGUUGGUUAGCAUAAGGCGACAGAGCAAAGGCAACCUUACUGAUAACUGGGAAGAACUAGAAUGACAUACAAAAUGUGAAAUGUUCUAUAAGUGAUGAUAAGCGACAUGGUUAUGUAUAUCUUCAAACCAAAAUCAAAACUGCUUAAUAUUGCACCUUUACAGAAGAGUAUUCCAAUUGUCCAACCAUCUGCUCACCUUAUCCUAAGUUUCUUAGUUCUUCCGUUUUCCAUAUUGAAUGAAGUCGAGCACCUACUUUGUGCCUAUAUUUCACACAUAUUCUAUAGCACCUUGGCUCGCUUUUUUAAAAAACAAAACAAAACCCCACAAUUUAAUGAAUGUAUACACUGGUUGAAUAUUUGACUGCCUUACAUAAGAACUUCUCUAGUUUGAAGUUCUCUCUUUCCUAGUUUUCAGACAUCAAAGAUCUAUAUUUUGAAUGCUGACCCUGUUGUGUAAAAGUGCUGAUUUGCCGUUUGGCACUGCAUUGUUUCAGCUUGAUACAUUGCUUUCAUUGUCCUGAACAUGAACACAUGAUUCUCAGGCUGGAACGCCGAAGAUCCUGCAUUUCCCCUAAAGUCCUGAAUUGCACAUGACUUGUAAGAACCCCACACAUACGUCUUUCUUCUUCCGUUACAAAAUCUUCGCUGAUGAAUUUCAGGCUUCCGUGUAUUAUGUUGAUUAAUCAAUAAUAUGGCUAAAACAGGUUUGCAAUCAUCCAAAACCACAUAACCACAGAUGAAUGAGGUGACCGCUAAGAUCUGAUUUAUGUAUUCCCUAAGUGCUGUAGCAGGCAACAAAAGUAGCUUUUAUAUGCUUGGGCUUCACAUUGCAGUAACAACAUACAAAAGGGCCCAUCGCCUCAAUAACCUAGGUCACACAGGUACUUUCUAUACUAGUACAGUCUGAAAUGGGUCUCUGUGUGCAUUACCAAUGCAGUAGGGAGCCUACCCUUAUGACUAUGAGUGUUGUCAGCAUCUACUAUAUCAUUUAGGAAAUGUAGGAAUCAGGCCCAGUUGUCAGAAAACUAUCUGUUUGAAGGGUUAUCAUUGCUUUUUUCCUUCUGUCCCCAUUCCCUCAAACUAUGACUCCAUGUUGCUCUUUUGCAGGACGUGUUUGAUGUUCUCUUGGCAUUUACAGAAUGACAGUAGUUAAUGCUCUGUCUCUGCUAUGUACAAGGGUUAUUUAAGUAUGUGUAUUUGCUGUUGUGAGGUUUAGUCUUACUGGUUGCUGCUACUUUUUUAUUAAUAACAAAGAGCUAUGCAUUAUAGUGCACAUGGGAAGUUGGAAAUGUACUAUAGGUAAAGUUUAGGGUAUCUCACACCCCCAAGUACUUUUACCUAUCCAUUUUAUUUAAAAUUGUCCAAUUUAUGAGAUUGGAGUGACAUAAAGGCACUGUAAUUCAGUGUACUCACACCACUGUGACAGAAGAAGUCCAAUACAUCAAUUUAAUGUCUCCUUUCAACCAUAACAUAAGAUAUACACAUAUGUGUUACAUGUGUGCCAUUUUUGCAUCUGUGAUAGCCAAAUUCUAACAUUUAGCUAUAUGACACAAGAUAAUCUUUGCUGCAUAGAAAACAAAUUGUUAAUGGUCAGAAUAACCGAGCACCACAACUUUCAUUUCUUAUGACUUGGCUCUGCGUACAACUUCCUUCAAUGGCUGGAGAUCUAACUGGCUCAGAAUGAUUUUGCCCAAUUCUUCAGUUCUUGCAAAAGGAAGUCUUAACCCUGACACUACUUGGAUGAAAGUAGCAAAUUGUCAGUAAAAGAGGAAAAAUAGUAGACAGGAGUCACCAGAGAGCCAUCUGUUUGUCUAGCUGCCACUAUUACUGAUCUGAAUAUGAAAAAAACAUGUUAAAAGUGCCUUGUUCUAUAAUACUGCACCAUAAAUGCUCAAACCUUUUAAUUACUUCCUUGUUCCUUAUGGACACUUGUUUAAUACUCUGUAAAACAAAUAUCAAUCCAAGAUGCUAGACUUAACUAUUUGUCCCAAAUUAUGAAUCUUUACUUGAUACUGAUGCUGAGCCUAUGUACCCCAGCUUGUACCUUAUUCAGCAAUAUGGACACCUUUAAAAAAUUCAAGACUUGCUUCCAGUGAGAUCAGCAAUUUUUAAACAAAAUGAAAUGUUUUAUAACUAUGCAGACUAUCCAUUUUAUGUUUUCAUAAUUUAAUAGCCCAUUCCACAUAAAAAGUUGUCACCCAGUGACAACAGCUGAUGGUAAAGUUUCUGUCACUGGUGGAUACAAACCAAAGAUUUUACAGUACUCUUGUGCAGGUUGCAGGAUUCUGUGGACUCGUCUGUCACAGCUAGAGAGUGCUUGUGGAACAAGAGCUGUCCUCCUGUUCUGUACAAGUAGCCUGCAGCUUGGAAUUGCACUAUUAGUCCAACUCUUCUUGCUCCUCCCCCCCCCGAAAUAUAUUUGAAGCCAAUAGCGUUUGUGCUAUUUUGGCAGGAGGCCACAAAAAGUUUGUAUCCUUUCCAACACCAAACUGUACCCGCUUGCUAUGGCAAUACAAUAUUGUGCUUUGUAGGGUUGGUAUUUUCAGCUGUCACACAAACUGAACCUGUAUUGAAAAAUGCAGAUUUGUUUAGGCAAGUUAAAAGCAGAGGAUGCAAACCAGUCAAAGCUGACGCUUGUAAGUCUCAUUCGGUUGAAUGGAAAAGUGAAAUGCAUGUUUAACUUUCACACAUAGAAAUAAGUAAGACUUAACACUGCUUAACUUUGGCUAGACCAUGUUCUGAAUUUUAUGUCUUAGAUAUAAUUGCAGAAUAUAGCCAUUUUCUUUAUGCAAAGAUUUCUAUAGUUUACAGUCCUUUGGAGGGCCUUCAUACAGCAGGAGCUGAAUUGUGGGACGUUGGCACUGAGCUCUGUCUUGGAAAGAAAAACCAGGAACGAUGGGGCAAAGGUGGUUAGAAGCUCAGUGUUCACCACCUGUGGAAGCUUCCUUAUACUGUGAUAGGUAGGGGUUAUGCCUUGCACAUUAUACUGUCAAGUGCCUGUACUUUACCUUGAUGACAUGUUCGUGAUGCUACGGCUUGAUUCCACGUGAAAGAAAUGUUCACACAUUUGUGCUGCAUUUAGAUACCAAUGAAGACAAAGAAACAUCCAUCACUCUAGAUCCUGUGUGCUGGCUUAAGCUGUUAAAUAGUCUCAUUUGUGCUGACGCAGUGCAAGCUUAUGCACAGAUUCUGACCCACUUCUCAGAAAACAGUUCCCGUUGCUCCUCUCAGUCACAUGACAGGCAAGCCUUUGCUUUAGCGUCUACAAGGCCAGCAGACCGCAAGGCGUGCUUAGCCCUGUUUUUCUACCUUCCCACCACAACCUAUGCUGCCAUGAACAGCAGGAGCUCUGAAGGAAGCACUAGCAGCCUGCUGCUGAGCUUGAUCCUGUCCCAAGCACUGAUGUGAGGGGAGAUGUUUCCUUCUUGGUCUGUGUGCUCUGGAGGUGGGUGGCAAGCCCACAGGAUCAGGCCUCAAGCGGGAAUCUGAGAUACAUAAAGUAUCAUCUGAUUUUUAAGCUAGGGGAGAUUUUUGUAAAAAUGGGACACAAUCCAACAAAAGUUCUGCACUUUCAUACCUCAUUGAUUUCCAUGCUAUUUAAUGUGUUUCUCUCUCAUUGAAAUCAGUGAGAUGCAAGUGUCCUUCAGUUUGGCUGGAUCAUGCUCAUAUUUUCCUAAAGCAUCAUUCUUUAAUUUUAAGGGCAGUGGUUAAAUUUUAAUGUAAUUUAUGGUUGUGCUUUUGUAGGAUUAUUUGUUUGAAAUGAGAUUACUCUUUUGUGGUAUUUUAUGUGUUGGGCAAAUUUUUAUUCUUUCAAUUCUUUUAAAAUAUCCACGAUGUAGAUGUUUGUGGACCUUCCCUUUUUUAAAAAAGGCAUAUAUCCUUCUUUGCUUUGUAAACAUUUGAUUUUAUGUCCACUGGUUUUAAAGACACCAUUACGAUUGUAUUCCAAGAUUGCACAUAUAUAAUGAUUUAAAUGUUUAUAUUGCCUUUUCGCUGCACAUAAGCAUAAAUCUUGGCUUGAACUCCAUGAAGGUGAAAACGCUUUAUGUGGCUGUAACAAGUCACAAUGCUCACAGUUUCUCUGGUAUUUUAUUAGUUUCACUUCAAAUAUAGUAUUUUCACAGAUGAAUUAAAAAAAAAAAGUUGAAACCAA